CAAAAAGACAUAACCAAAAUGCUUUCCCUCCUUAUCACAGGAGGACAGCCCAUUACCACGAGGGCUUUCCAGCGUUCCGUCCAUGGAGCAUUGGGCCGUUCGGUGGCGGCGAUCCAUCGACCACUCCUCGCGCGACCGCUAACAAACCGAGCGACAUCGAAUGGCGUGUUGGCGGCGUUGAAAACUUCAAAUUCGGCUCAUCAAAGAGGUCUUCAGACUGAAAAAAGAUCUCGAAAUGCUAUCCAUUUGGGAUUACGGUUACCAAUCGUCAAGAGGAGCUUGCACAGCUCUCGAAUCUCGCGAAAUACCCUUAAACCCAACAUUCCCCCCAUUCCACCCACUCGUCUAUUCAACCUCCAUCGUCGUCUUCGCAGACUCCGAAAUUUUCUCAUUCUCCUCUCCUUGCUCUCUAUACUCUAUUACACAUAUCCCCCAUUUCGCCAUACAGCUAUCGCUGUCAUCCGUUGCGCGAGGGUGAUGAAAGCGGUCUCUAUCGAUGUAUGGGACUACAAGCAGGUUUUUGCUGCCGAAGAACGCUUAAGAGCUACAGGCAGGGAGCUCACGGAUGAGGAGAUCGAAAUGAAGAGAAAGACUAGAAGAGCGUGUCACAAACGCAGUGCCGAGAGAUUGUUGGAGGCACUUAAGAAGAAUUCGGGUAUUUACGUGAAACUGGGGCAACAUGUUGCUGCUGUACAAGUUUUACCGAAAGAAUGGACAGAGACGAUGAGGCCAUUACAGGAUCAGUGUUUCCCGACGCCUGUUCAGAGAACGGAUGAGAUGUUACGUGAUGAUCUGGGGAUGGGGAUCGAUGACAUUUUUACGGACUUCGAGCCCAACCCUAUCGGAGUUGCCUCCCUUGCUCAAGUUCACCGUGCAGUUGAUAAGCGCACAGGUCGGGCGGUAGCCGUCAAAGUCCAACAUGCGGAUUUACAAGAAUUUGCCGCUGUGGACAUGGCCACGGUCAAUUUUGCGAUCCAUUUUGUGAAAUACAUCUUCCCCGAUUUUGAAUUCAGUUGGUUAGGGGAGGAGAUGAACGAGAUGUUGCCACUGGAGAUGGACUUCAGGCAUGAAGCCGCCAACUCGGCCAGGUGCAUGGGUGACUUUUUACACCUCAAAGGGAAGACUAGUCUCUAUCUUCCCGAAGUUUUCUGGGCGGAGAGAAGGUGUAUGGUUAUGGAAUUUAUCGACGGCGGACGAGUGGAUGAUUUGAUGUACCUCAAAAAACACAAGAUUGACCGUAAUCAAGUAUCCCAAGAACUCGCUAGGAUUUUCAGCCAGAUGGUGUAUAUCAAUGGCUAUUUUCACGCCGACCCUCACCAUGGAAAUCUUCUGAUUCGACCAAAAGCUUCAGGUUCCACAUCGCCUUUCAACUUUGACGUCUGUCUCCUCGAUCAUGGGCAGUACUUCGACGUACCUGAUGACCUCCGAGUGAAUUAUGCCCACUUUUGGUUAUCUCUUAUCAAAUCCACGUCCAAAAAGACAAUUGCCGAAAGGCGGCAUUAUGCGAGACUUGUAGGGAACAUUGACGACGAUAUGUACCCGAUAUUGGAAUCCGCCAUUACCGGCCAAAUCAAUAUGGCCGAUGAAAGCAACACUCACGAUUCAGCUAACGAUCCUCGACCCACUUCGUUACUUGAUUCCAAGACAUUUGACAAGGAUCAGAUCAGAAAGUUAAGGACUGCUAUGUUGGAAAGGGAGGGAUUGAUUGCUUCCAUCUUUGAACUCUUACGAAUAGUACCUAGGCGUAUGUUGAUGAUUCUCAAAUUGUCAGACUUGCAACGGUCACUGGACCAGAGUCUUGUUACCACCCAUGGACAAAGCCGAGUCUUUGUUAUUGUUGCUCGCUACUGUGCCAAGGCUGUCUGGCAAGCCGACUAUGCCAACUUCCGCAAAUCCCUCUCUACCCAGGGCUUUUCUCUGAACUUGUUCAAAAGCUUUAUCAGCUCAUUCUUCGAUUACGCGUAUUGGAAUACCACACUGGGUUUAGUGGAGCUUGGGUUGGAUGCUCGAGCGAGGUCCAUCAAGAUUGCGCUAUGGUUCGAUGGUUUAGUGAAGGGCGGUCUGAAAGCGGCUGAGGCUGAGAUGGCGGGUUUAUCGUUAAAUGGUGCGAUACCUGCGACAGUAUAGAGAGGGUUUGAUCCGAAGAGAGUUGCAGUGUCGGAGAUUUUUUUUGGGUUGUCAUAGAUAUUUAAGCAUCGUUUUGUUGCAUGUCAUGGUAUCGA
Messenger RNA from Cryptococcus deneoformans JEC21, 2222 nucleotides. RefSeq names its product mitochondrion protein, putative. The record is from RefSeq and is a predicted model, not a curated record. The transcript is spliced from 4 exons. Lineage: Eukaryota; Fungi; Basidiomycota; Tremellomycetes; Tremellales; Cryptococcaceae. Gene Ontology annotation, biological process: lipid homeostasis; mitochondrion organization. The coding region runs from base 19 to 2127 and encodes 702 amino acids. Gene Ontology annotation, cellular component: mitochondrial inner membrane.